UGUUUGAUUAGUGAUUACCGAAAUGUCCAAAACUGUAAUUUCAAUUUUUUGGUAUAGUUAAUAAUUACUAAUUACAGUCAUGGCUAUGGUAGUAUGAUGUUAUUAAUCUUAUAAAUUAAAAUAUACUUUGGCCAUUUUUACAGUAUUACUAAUAAUACAUAGUGUUUAUUAAUUUAUUAUUUUUAAAUUUGUUGAAGUAAUAUUUAGUACGCAGUAAACUGAUAUUUUUAUUGUAAAACUUACCUAACUUGCUGGAAGUCAUACAUCAUGUCUGUUAGUAAAUUUCGAGAAGAAUUGAAAAAUAUUCUUAAGGAACCAAGUACUACAACAAUUACUUCUAUUAAAAAAAUUGUACAGGAAAAUAAUUAUUUCAGUCUUAGUGAUGCAGAUAGACGUUCAAUUUUAGAUCAAGUAUUAAGAUGUUAUGUUUUAGACAUAGUAUUAUCAAAGCCAUCAAAUUUAUAUGAUGUUUGUAAUAUGUGGACAUCAUUUACAAUUGAUCUUGUACGGAAUGAAAUGUGUACUGCUAUUAUGCCAGUAGUUAUAUUAUCAGAUAUGUUUGAUGUAACCACAAUGGAUGUUUGUGAAAAAAUGUUUGAUCAUGUGGAAUCUAAUGUAAACGUUCUUAAAGAGCCCCAAUUUUUUAUGGCAUGCAAGAACAAUUUAUUACGAAUGUGCAAUGAUCUUUUACGGCGAUUAUCUAGAUCACGGAAUACAGUAUUUUGUGGGCGUAUAUUAUUAUUUUUAGCCAAGUUUUUUCCUUUUUCUGAACGAUCAGGUCUAAAUAUUGUAAGUGAAUUUAAUUUAGAGAAUGUAACUGAAUAUUUAGAUGAAAACCAUUUUGAUCAAACUGAAGAUAUGCAAGAAGAUUCAAUUCCUGAAGAUGAAGCUAAAUCAGAUAUUAUAAUUGAAAAAGUGAAUGUUGAUAAAAAUCUAUACUUAAAAUUUUGGUCAUUGCAAGAUUACUUUAGGAAUCCUAAUCAAUGUUACAAAGCUGAACAUUGGAAAUUGUUUAUCUCUCAUACAGAUUUCAUUUUUUCAACUUUUCAAAGUCAUAAAUUGGAACAUGUUAAUAGAAUGGAUAAUGAAAGUGUUGAACAAAAUAUGCAUUACUUUCCAAAAUACUUGACAAAUCAAAAAUUAUUAGAAUUGCAAUUAAGUGAUGUAAAUUUUAGGCGUUAUAUUCUUUUACAAUUCUUAUUGCUUUUCCAGUAUUUGGACGCUCCUGUAAAAUUUAAACUUGAUAAUUUCAAGAUUAAACCAGAACAACAAGAAUGGAUUAAAAAUUCUAUUACCACUAUUUAUGAAUUAAUUAAUAAUACACCACCUGAUGGUGUCAGAUUUUCUGAAGUAGUAAAAAAUAUAUUACAGAGAGAAGAACAAUGGAAUAAAUGGAAAAAUGAUGGUUGCCCAGAAGUAACAAAAAGACCACCUACUAGUGAUCAAACUGAUAUGCCUGCACCCAAACGAAGACUUCGAAGAAAUUUAGGGGAUGUUAUAAAAAACAUGACUGCUAAUAAUAAAGUGUUUCUUGGAGACCCUGAAUUAACAAAACUAUGGAAUUUAAAGCCAGAUAAUUUAGAAGCUUGUAAAGGACCAGAACGAGAUUUUUUACCAUCAUUUGAUUCAUUUUUCCAGGAAGCAUUUGAGCAAUUGGAUCCAGAAUUGUGUAUUGAAAAUCAAUACAAAAAAGUAAAUGAUGGCAAUUUUGGAUGGCGUGCACUAAGAUUGUUAGCUCGUAAAAGUCCACAUUUUUUUGCUCAAAGUAAUAAUCCUAUUCAUAAAUUAUCUGAGUACCUAGAAAAUAUGAUUAAAAAAACAAUGAGUAAAGAAAAAGUAUCUAUCAACCAAGGUUCAGAUAAACGUGUAUCACCAAAUAAAGAAUUUAAAAAAGAAUCUGUUAUUGAAUCUGAAGAAGUUGAUAUCGCUGAAGGUAUUCAAGAUGAGAAUGAAAAUGAAAAUAAUAUAGAAGUGGAAGAUAAAAAUAAGAUUUCUAAACAAAUUAUUGAUCAAGUUGCUGCUAAAAUAGGUGAAAAAUGGAAUGUACUUGCUGAAAAACUUGGUUACCAACCAGAUGAGAUUGAAUUUGUGAAAACAAUAAAAACUACACCUUUAGAUCAAGCCACAUAUUUGCUGGAAGUGUGGGUUGAAGAUGCAGAAAAUCCCAAGCCUGAAAAUCUUAUUUAUAUUUUGGAAGAGAUUCAAUUAACUGAAGCAGCAAAUAUCCUUAAGUCUUAAUAAGCGAUUUAAAUAUUAUAAUAUUGUAUACUGAAAUUACUAUGUUCAAUGUAAUUUUGUGUUUAAAAGACUUAAGAAAUAAUUAAAUUAUAUUUAUUUUUAAUUUAAUUAAUAAACAUAUGUUUUAAAUCUA
Molecule: messenger RNA, 2371 nt
Organism: Aphis gossypii (cotton aphid)
Lineage: Eukaryota; Metazoa; Arthropoda; Insecta; Hemiptera; Aphididae
Gene: Hpr1
Product: THO complex subunit 1
Exons: 14
Coding region: 268-2238 (656 amino acids)
Biological process (GO): regulation of DNA-templated transcription elongation; signal transduction; mRNA export from nucleus
Cellular component (GO): THO complex part of transcription export complex
Molecular function (GO): protein binding
Source: RefSeq, a predicted model, not a curated record